Molecule: messenger RNA, 1294 nt
Organism: Epinephelus fuscoguttatus (brown-marbled grouper)
Lineage: Eukaryota; Metazoa; Chordata; Actinopteri; Perciformes; Serranidae
Product: small integral membrane protein 10-like protein 2A
Exons: 2
Coding region: 201-401 (66 amino acids)
Source: RefSeq, a predicted model, not a curated record
UUGACCAUAACAGGAGUCGGUAGAGAAGCUGUCGGGGUGGAGCAACCCUGCCAACACAACCAGGCAAAUUAAAAAUGGAGCUCGGUAUCAGUCAGCGAUAGAAAUAUGAAGUGUCAUCCAUCAGUCAGCACUUUGCUCGUGACUUCACCUCACUACCUGACGCAGUAACCUGAGCAGCCGCCCGGGCAGACUCCGCCCGGAUGGCGAGUCUGUCUUAUUUGGUGCUCCGCUUCUCGGGCUCCGCUGGUCGGACUUACGGAGUAUUCUCCAAAGGCUUGACGAGGACUUUGUUGAUAUUUUUUGAUCUCGCAUGGCGACUGCGAAUCAGAUUCCCUUAUGUCUACCUGGUCGCUUCGAUGAUGUUUAAUGUCAGAUUACAGGUCCACAUCGAAAUCCACUGAAUCUUCAACGCCUGUCUUUGGGCUUAAAUCACCAAACUGUGGGCAGCAGCCUGACACUGCACAGCAAUGUGGAGGAAGAGGACAUUUCAUUCUGUGUGAUGAUGCAACAAAGUGACACGGCUGGUUGUCGCGGUCAGCCCGUGUCACACGAGCCCAGUGCCUUCGCAGGGGAAGGACGACAGUGAAGUAUGCAAAAAAAUGAGCCGGGGUGAGCGGUGAUGUGCGAGGGUGAGGCAGAAACAAUGCUCAACCCUGUUAACUCGCCACCCGAGAUCCAGGAGCUGCUCGUCCUACCCGUGGAGAUUGUGUCGGAAUACGGGUGGAUUUUGACACUGCCUUUUCUCUCUGCAUAACGAGGACUUUUGGCGUGGAUUUGAAAAUGGAUGAUUGUUACUGUGGUACUUUGUAGCUACUCCUCAUUGUCUGACAUGUAUGUUUAUUAGGUGCUCAGUGUCAACAUCUCACUUUGAUUUAAAAAGUAAAUAUCUACACCGCAUGACACAUGACACAGACAGCAUGUUUUUUGUCCUCUGUAGCUCAGAGGCGUUGUUUGGAGUUAGCCGUAUAAGCGGUACCCGGUCAUUCAGCAGAGGUUUAUUGUAGGAGAACAGCACAGCUGCUACUACUGGAAAUUUACAGUCUGUUAUUAAGUGCAAUCUCAAAGGGAAUCACUGCAUGUCUUCUUUGUGUUCGCACACGCCUCGUCACACUCGUGUUUCUGCAUAUCGGUGGCACUGCAAAGGAGGUAGUGGAAAAAAUGUUACCCACACUUUUUUUUUUUUAGCUGCAUUUUAUUUUUAUUUCUGUGAAAAAUGUGCGUGUCGGGGUUUGAAGUCGAAGUAUUGAGAGUAAGGAUGAUUGAAUUUGGGAAGUAAUAAAUUAAUGAAAUCACA